Panicum virgatum (switchgrass) is the source of this 788-nucleotide messenger RNA. RefSeq lists its product as uncharacterized. The transcript has 3 exons. The coding region runs from base 1 to 606 and encodes 201 amino acids. The record is from RefSeq and is a predicted model, not a curated record. NCBI's taxonomy places the organism in Eukaryota, Viridiplantae, Streptophyta, Magnoliopsida, Poales, Poaceae.
AUGCGCAGUGUUGCUGUCCGCUCCAAUCCCAUCCGCUUGAUUCAGUCCACACGAAUCUCAAACACUAGAAGUUCAAUAAUAUUUUCAUAUUCUGGAAGAUGUAUAGGAUUCCUGGGGGCCCUCGUUCCCCGCCCGGAACAGAGGCUCAACGCCUGGCCUCGUUCGGCAAGGCCCGGAUCGGCCCGGAACUGGCCUGGAUCCGGCCGGAAUAAAGCAGCCCGGUUUGAAAACAGUCUUGGGCCGGAAUCGUCGUUCGUUUUGGGCGGCCCGAUUUGGAAACAGGCCCGGUUCGGCCUCCUUCCCAACCAUUCCGGCCCGGAUUCAAUCCGUAUUUCACACCCUCCGGAUCCAAUCCAUCCCGACGGCGCCUCCUUCCCGACGGCUCGCGAGGCGAGGGCGACGGCGCGCCAGGCGACGGCGCGGCGGCUCGGCUGGGCACAGGCGGCGAGCUUCUCCUCCGCUGCCUUCUCCCCGGUUCUUCUAGGGCUACAACCACAUAGUGAUCUGCAACUCUCAGAGUACUACCAGAACACCAUAAGUUAUGAGCAUUGUGUGCUCCUUUGUCUUUUGGACAUGCCUGCCUGCCUUGGCAGCAGUAGAAAGUGAAUGGGUGGAUGGAUGGUGCUGUGCUGGAUGGAGUAAUCACAUACUAUAUAGUUUGCUGCAAAUACUAUAUAUUUUGCAUACUUUGAGUCUCUCUAGUUUGCUGAUGUGCUGUCCUGUUCCAGAGAUGUCUUGUUCCUGUUUCUGUUGAGUUUUGGUGACUGAUCUCAGUGGUGUUUGCUGUA